This is a messenger RNA of Nerophis lumbriciformis (worm pipefish), 534 nucleotides long. Lineage: Eukaryota; Metazoa; Chordata; Actinopteri; Syngnathiformes; Syngnathidae. The record is from RefSeq and is a predicted model, not a curated record.
AUGUUGCCCUGCGUGUGGAUGGCGAGCUUGUGUUUAUGCUUCACAUGGGCUGAAGCUCACAUUUGGGCGUGGAUGCUCAACAUGCCCCAUAGUCCGCCUAAAGAUGGGGCCUUGGCGCUGCGGGACGUCGCGCCCCCUGCCAGAGCCUCCACGGCGGCGUGCGAACAUGACAGGGCCUGCGGGCGAGGUUUCUCCUGCGACCGCCACUUUGGUUUGUGCGUGCCACUCCGCGGGGAGGGGCACUACUGCCGCAGGGACGCGCAAUGCGUGCGGGGCCUCAGUUGCAUGUUUGGGAAGUGUCACCGCAGCAUUCCCAAUGGACAAGAAGGCGCUCGGUGCAAGGUAGACCGGGACUGCGGGGCAUCCAUGUGCUGUGCUCGCCACCAUGGCGAGCGCGUGUGCAAGCGGCGGCUGAUGCGCGGCGAUGGCUGCUACGUGCCAGAUGGCGGGCUGGCAUUCAGCAUCAACCAGAUCUGCCCAUGCGAUGAGGGGCUUCUGUGUCGGGAAAAUGCUGCUCCACGCAGGAGAGAGUGA